GAUGUCACUUAUCGUGGAGAAGCGGUUGGGAAGUUGCCGAUCACGGCCCGCGUUGCGAGAAGCUCUCAGCUGACACCUCCAUGCACAGAGCUCGACCGGACCCGCCUGAAGACCCGCUUCCAGUCAGCAAGCGCAAAAGCAAGAGUGGCAAGCGAAAGGCGGGUCCAUGGCUAAACACAGACCACCCGAUGAAUUCCGACAGCUGGGACGAGCCGGUUCAGCCUAAUGCAUCUUCUGGCGCUGAUGUUAUGGGUCCCAAACUCGGUGCGUUUGCAUUGAAAGCCUUCAAGGUGCCGACGCAGAAGCAGUUGGAGUUCUGGCAGACAGAUUCUAUGCCCACGCGGCAUCACCUUCCGAACCCGAAGGGGCAGAGGAUAAACAGACGGCGAGACAGGCAAGAGCAGUGGAUGAGUGGAGAUUGGCCACCCGGAGGGGCCAAUGAAGAGGUCGCCCGCGACAGAGCGGGUGCCAAUUCCAAGGAGGAGGCUAAGGAGGUCAAGACGACAGAUGCAAACUCGAAAGUUGGCACUGCUGCUACUGAGAGUGGAGAUUGGCCACCCGGAGGGGCCAAGGCGGUUAAGGAAGAGGUCGCCCCGGAACAAGAGAAGGAUGCCAAGACGACAGAUGCAGACUCGAAAGUUGCCACUGCCGCUGUUGGUGGAGGAGGGGUCAAGGAAGAGGUCGCCCCGAAGGAGGAGGCCAAGGAGGUCAGGAUGUCAGAUGUGGACGCGAAAGUGGCGACUGCUGCUGAUCCCACCCCUUCCUUCGCAAGCCCCUUCGAAGAGCACCGACCACACAGCGAAGAGCGUCCACGCGCACCUUUGCGCCGUCAGCUUCCGAUACCCCUGGGGCAAAGGACAAUCGGAGGGCAGCUUCGGCAACGGCGGGUCAAGGAAGAGGUCGUGCCGGAGAAGGAGGUCAAGAUGGCAGAGACGGGCUCGAAUGUUUCCGAGCCUGCUGUCCCCAGCCCUCGCUGUACAAGCUCCUCAGCCACCCAGCACCGUGUGUCGGUGCGACCGCAAGAUCGCGAAGGUUUGCAACAGGCACCUUGGCGCCGUCGGGUGCUCAGACGACAGCUUCGGCAGCAGCGGGUCAAGGAAGAGGUGGUGCCGGAGAAGGAGAUGAGAACGAAAGACGUGGAGGUGCAGGACCGUGCGUCGGUCCGGCCACAAGCGCUUCAACGCGCACCCUGGCGAUCUUCGAGACGCACGGGGAGCGUGAGGUGCGAGCAUUCGGAGAGCGCAAGUCGGACACCUUCUGGAAGUGCAGCCCGAGUGGCCACCAAUUUGAAGUUUGUCUGGGACGUCGCCAAGCAUGGUUUCGUCAGAGCCAAAAAGGAUUGCCGCCGUUUCAAGUCGAUGUCGACUGUUUUGAAGUGUUUUCGGUCGGACAUCCGAAAGUCCGAGUCGAGCUAUACUCCCAGUUGGCAGCAUGCUGGUGCAACAGCCGGAAGAUUUGCAUCACACUUCUCUUCGUUAGUUCUCAGGUCUCGAAAGCCGAAAGCCCCACAUUGGACUUCAAACCGAAGCCGAAGCCAUGACUCCGCCUCGAUGCCUACAGGCCGGUACACGCCUAGAGGUUACUCCACCGUAUGA
Molecule: messenger RNA, 1595 nt
Organism: Symbiodinium necroappetens
Lineage: Eukaryota; Dinophyceae; Suessiales; Symbiodiniaceae
Source: the annotation of a GenBank genome assembly